Messenger RNA from Adineta steineri, 3105 nucleotides. Lineage: Eukaryota; Metazoa; Rotifera; Eurotatoria; Adinetida; Adinetidae. The record is from the annotation of a GenBank genome assembly.
AUGUGGGUGAAGCCUUCAGUGGUUUUGGCAACAGGAUUAUGGUCAACUGAUCGAGCUAAUCCAUAUUUUGUACUGCAACGUCGUCGAGGACAUGAUGAGCGACGUAGUGGUUUAAUGAGUCUUUUUGUGUCAACUAUGGAUUCUGUCUUAGAUAAUAAAACAAAUCAUUAUCGUAUACUUCAUGUUCGACCAGAUUUUGACGUUAAUUAUUUGAUAGCUGAAGCAGGUAAAAAAGAAGAAAUUGAAGAACAUUGGAAAUGGAUCGAAGAAAAUUUAAUGCCAAAACUAAGCGAAAUUGAUGUUCCUCAUGAUAUAACUGAUUUUGUACAAUGGAAGAUAAAGAGUUUAUGUACACAAGCUGAUAAUGAAGAAAUUGAAGAUUUUGAAUCGGACAAAUUCAAAGAUGCAACAAAAAAAUUUUAUAACAUAUUUAAUAUGCCAGCAGACGAAAAACUUGUUAUUUAUUAUUCCUGUUCUUUUUGGCGUGGUCGAGUACCUCGACAAGGUGUACUGUAUUUAUCUGUAAAUUAUCUAUGUUUUUAUUCAAAUUUACUUGGAAAGGAUAUAACACUUGUAGUUAAAUUUACAGAUAUUAUUUCUAUUGAUCGUGUACAUGCUUUUGUAUCAGAAGCAAUACGAGUACGAACUCGUUUAUAUGAACAUGAUUUUGGAAUGUUUAGAAAAAUUGAAGAAACAUAUCAUAUAAUGGAACAGAUAGCAAAUUUUGCAGCUAAAAAAUUGUUAUCUCAGAAAGGUGCAUUUCAAGAAGAAAUUUUCUUUCCAGCUGUAACAAAAAAAACAGCACCAAAAAUUAUAUCUCAGUUAAAACGUGAUUUGGAUGCUAAAUCUCGUAGCGAAGCAUAUCGAUAUCGUUUUCGCUUACCAUUAAAUGAACGUUUAGAUGGUGAAAUUGAAUGUCAUUUAUGGACACCAUAUAAUCGUACGAGUGUCUCUGGUAAACUGUAUAUAUCAUCUAAUUUUAUAUGUUUUACUAGUAAAAAUUAUCAUCAAGUAAAUUUAAUUAUUCCAUUUCGUGAAACAUUGCUUGUUGAAAAACGACGAGAUGAUUCAAAGGUAUCGGAUAUAAAUAUUCCAUCAGCAUUAUAUAUAACAAUGAAAGAAAGAGGUGAAAUAUUUAUUUUUUCACAUUUUACUGAUCGACCAUUUAUUCAUAACAAGUUGUCUGAUUUAUUAACACAAUAUGUUGAAUCAACAAUAUCCACUAAUGGUAUUCCAGAUAUAACUAUAUCGCCACCACUUUAUUUACAAUUUAAUAGUAAUUAUACAGAUGAACAACGAGCAUUUGAAAAAAUCCGAGAAACUGAUUGGCAUGCACAUUUUCUAACCUAUGGACGAGGUUCAACAAUGUAUCGAACAAAUGAUCUAUAUGAUCUAUUAUUUCAAGGUAUACCAGAUUCAUUACGAAAUGAAUUAUGGCUUAUAUUUAGUGGUGCAAUAUAUGAUAAAGCAGCCAAUAAAGAUGUUUAUAGAAGAUGUGUUUAUGAAUCAUCAUCUGAUAAAACAGCCCAAGACGUUAUUAAUGACGAAAUUGAACGUGAUCUCCAUCGAGCUUUACCAGAUCAAAAUGCAUAUCAAAGUAAACCAGGAAUUGAUGCAUUAAGACGUUUAUUACGAGCAUAUGCAUGUUAUAAUACAGAUGUUGGCUAUUGUCAAGCUAUGAAUAUAGUCGGUGGUGUAUUUUUACUAUAUAUGAAUGAAGAAGAUGCAUUUUGGACAUUAGCAGCAUUAUGUGAAAGACUUUUACCAGAUUAUUAUAAUACGAAAGUGGUUGGAGCAUUAAUAGAUCAAGGUGUAUUCAAUCAUUAUUGCAAAGAAUAUCUACCUGAUUUAUAUGAUAAAUUAAAAAAUCUUGGCAUAGCUGCAUGUAUUAGUCUUUCUUGGUUUCUAACUUUAUUCAUUUGUGUCAUUCCUCUUGAAUCAGCACUAUAUGUUAUUGAUAUAUUUUUUUAUGAUGGUAUCAAAGUUUUAUUUCAAUUAGCAUUAACAAUUUUAAAUGAAAAUCGUCAAGAUUUAUUAGAUAGUGAAGAUGAUGGUGAUGCAAUUUCAGUUUUAACAAAAUAUUUAGAAAAACUAUCUGAUACUAAAAAUACUAAAGAUGAAAACAAAAUUAUUCAUUUAAUUAAAAAAUCUUAUGCUCAGUAUAAUGGUAUCAAUGAAGAAGAUAUCAAUCGUUUACGUUUAAAACAUCGUUUAAAAGUUAUACAAAAUAUGGGCGAAUCAUUAUUACAAUCAGCUGCAAAAAAUACUCUUAGAUAUACUAAAUUCGAUGAACAACAGAUCAAAAAUAUUUUUUAUGUUUUUAAAGAUGUUUCACGUAUAUCAUUAACAGAAGCAAAUGAUCCAAGAAAAUUGGCUUAUGAAACAUAUAAAAUUAAUCGAAAUGAAUAUUUAAUUUUAUGUAAAUAUUUAUCACCUUGGUUUAUUGGUAAACAACCAGAAGAUUUAGCAAAUAAAUUAUUUGAUUUAUUUUGCUUGAGCACAGCACCAGAUCAAAUUGAUUUUAUUCAUUUUAUUCGCUUAUGGAGUAUUCUAUGGAAUGAAGAUUUCCAAAAGAAAUUAGUUAUUUUAUUUCUUGCACAUUUAGAAAAUAAAAAUGUAAGAGAAGAUGGUUUUAAUCUUGUAUUCGAACCAAUUCCAGUUCGUUCACCAUCAAUAAUUAGUGAGAAUCGAUCAAUUGAUUUAAUUACAUCAACAAAAGAACAACAAUUACCAUCAUUUAAAAUAGAAAAUUCUGAAGUUACACAUCUCAAACCUAGUCGAUUACCUCUUAUGAAUCAGGUUGAAUUUAUACAUCUAUGUAAAUCUAUGUAUAGUUUAAUGACUGGAGCUGAUAAUGAUGAAACUUUAUUUAAAGCAUUGACAACUUCAAGUACAGUUCUUUUACAAAUGGGUGAAAUGUGUAAACCUUAUCGUCUAGUUGAAGUUGAUAAUAGUUCAGAUGAUACAUGGACUAUUAGUUUUGAACAAGUAGAACCUGCAUUGAAUGUUGAAACAUGUUUAGUACAAUGGUUUGAUAAUAACAAUACAAAUACUUCAUCACUUGAAAAACGUAUUCAUAAUUAUCAUCAAGAUAUUCUACGAUAA